GCCCGUUCCCGGUUUCAAAGCAGCAGCAGCGCAAAAGAAGGAAAAUCCUCUAGCGCAAACAUCAUCUCCCUUUCGGCGACCAAACAAGAGACAUUUAGGAAAAAGUCGGCGGAAAAAUGGCGUAACAAUAAGUCGGGAACGCUUCAGUGGCCAAAUCGAUUUGUACGGUGCUGGGGAAAAACGUCGAGUGGAAGGAUUUUCCUGCGAAUUUGGUCGGUAUUUUUUUGUGGGGAAGUGAAAGGAAGAAAAUGUGAAGAUAUGCACUUUUGACGGAGUGUGGCGGGUGGAUCUGGAAAAACCGGGAGUGCAUUGCGGGAAAGGUUUUUUUUUGUUCCCGAGAAAAGCGGAAAAUUCGUAUCGAUUUUGGCAGAUUUGUUCGAGAUUGGAGGAUUUUAUUAGGAUGCCGGGAACACACACCGUUUAGCAAUAAUAACAUCGACUGACAGCAACAACAAAAAAGUAAAACAAAAAACACGGGACAAAAGUCUGAUUUUGAUGUGCGAAAUUUUGUCAGUGUUUAGGUUUUUUCUGCGUGUAGCUUGCAAGUUUACAUGAAUUUUGGCGUAACUUUGGUGUAACUCAUAAAAAAGUGUAAAAUUCAUCUCACCCGUCAAAACAUAAACAAUUGCACAAAAUCGAAGGAAGAGAAAAAAGAAGUCAUCCAAGACACCCACCCCGAUCAGCAAAAAACACGUUGGUUCGUGUCCACGGCGAACAGCAAAAUCGUCACACUCGCCGAGAUAAACAAUCGUCGCCAUCUUGGACCGAGCCGCGUCGACGCAAUCGCGCGUGUGUGAGUGCCCGCGAGAUCGAUUACGAAAGCACUCCCGGCACGACAGCGUUUCGAGAGAGUGUAUUGGUGAGAGCGCGCGCACCAAAACAGCUGCUAAUCGUGACGUUUCGAGCACGCGCGCGCGUGUAUUGGUGGUGCGCGACAAUCGAUUUUUCUCGUGUUUUUCCUCACGUGGGCACGUGUGUGCGUGAGGGGUCGUGCACGUGCCAGCAGCAGUUUUUCCCGGUGGAGGAGGAGGAGGGGAAUUUUCCGCAAGGUGCAUUUUUCCAUCGUCAUUAGUCGGUCACUCGGUUGGUGGAGCAAAGUAGGCCUGUGUAACGUCACACAUACAGCGGGAGCGGCACGGCGCGAGAGAACACAAACACACGGCUGCAACAUUGUUGUAACGCAGUGCAACACUCACACGUCGGGAGGCAGGCCUGCUGCGUCGAGGAUGUACGAGUACACUCAAUCGAGUGCAUCGUGGAAGUUUGAACAGGAGCGCUAGGCCGAGGUUUUGCGUGGAAGGAAAAUUCUUAAAGACUGAAAUUUAGAAGGAAGUAAAGUUGUACUAAAGUAGUGGUAGUUCUUCGAGUAUCAUCACCAGAUAGUUACCAUAAUAUCUGUGCUGUUUAGUUCAAAUUCUUUGGUGCGUAAAGUUAGUGAAAAUUUUUCAAUAAAUAUAUAAAAAUAGGCAAUUCUUUAAGCUAGUGUGAAUUUUACAUCAUCUUCUUAGCAAAUUGUUACCAAAUAACAGAAAUAUUGUGUUCAUAGUGUACUAACGAGUAUUCGAGUUAAUCAAGAAGGAAAAAAAAGAGGAAGAAAUCAGUAAUAAUUUAGUACAAAUUCGUUCCAAACACAUCCCAAUCUUUAACAAUCCCCCUUGUUAAUUGUAUAGUAAAGUGAACUAGUUACCAAAUUUUCAACCUCUCUCUCAACUUUGUACCAACUUUAAAGCAGUAUUGAUAAUGCAAGUCUAAGCGCACCGUAACGUUACAACAAAUUUACCAGCACAAAACACACUUACACAAAUACUUACAAAACAAACUUUAAAAACACAAAAACAAACAAAAAAUCGUGAAACCCUGGCCUCCCCGGACGAGUCCAGCAGCCGCCGAAGUCCGUUGACUUCCGGCAACGACGGUGGUGCGGCGACGACGUCACAGGUGACGACACCCCGCGGGACGUCAUCGACGGUGGCAGGAAUACAGCAGCUGGGAACGGAAGUGUUGCAGUCGACGUUGCCGUUGCCUCCACCGCCGAGGGAUAUCAGCUCCAGUGGAGUCAUGACAGCACAAAUCGAGAUCAUCCCCUGCAAAGUGUGCGGCGACAAGUCGUCCGGGGUCCACUACGGUGUGAUCACGUGCGAGGGCUGCAAGGGCUUCUUCCGGCGGUCGCAGAGCUCCGUCGUCAACUAUCAGUGCCCCCGGAACAAGCAGUGCGUGGUGGACCGGGUCAACCGGAACCGGUGUCAGUACUGUCGACUGCAAAAGUGCCUAAAGCUCGGGAUGAGCCGCGACGCGGUCAAAUUCGGACGGAUGUCGAAGAAGCAGCGGGAAAAGGUCGAGGACGAGGUACGGUUUCACCGGGCCCAGAUGCGUGCCCAGAGCGAUGCGGCGCCCGACAGUUCCGUGUUCGACACGCAGACGCCCUCGAGUAGUGACCAGCUGCACCACGGCUACAACGGUUACGCGUACAACAACGAGGUCGGCUACGGCAGCCCGUACGGCGGCUACUCGGCCUCGGUCACCCCCCAGCAGACGAUGGGCUACGACAUCUCGGCCGACUACGUGGACAGUACAACAACUUAUGAACCCCGAAGUACUACGAUAAUAGACUCAGAUUUCAUAAGUGGACACACCGAAGGCGACAUCAACGACGUGUUGAUAAAGACCCUCGCGGAAGCGCACGCCAACACCAACCACAAACUGGACAUUGUGCACGAAAUGUUCCGGAAGUCACAGGACGUCACCCGCAUUCUGUACUACAAAAACAUGAGCCAGGAGGAGCUGUGGCUCGACUGCGCGGAAAAGCUAACGGCCAUGAUCCAGCAGAUCAUCGAGUUCGCGAAGCUGAUACCGGGCUUCAUGCGGUUAAGUCAAGACGAUCAGAUUCUCCUGCUAAAGACCGGUUCGUUCGAGCUGGCGAUCGUGCGCAUGUCCCGACUGAUGGAUCUCUCAACCAACUCCGUGCUGUACGGGGACAUUAUGCUGCCCCAGGACGUCUUCUACACGUCCGACUCGUUCGAGAUGAAGCUGGUGGCGUGCAUAUUCGAGACUGCCAAGAGUAUCGCCGAGCUGAAGCUGACGGAGACGGAGCUGGCGCUGUACCAGAGUUUGGUGCUGCUGUGGCCAGAGCGAAACGGAGUCCGGGGUAACACGGAAAUUCAGCGAUUGUUCGAGAUGAGCAUGUCGGCGAUCCGGCAGGAGAUCGAGGCGAACCACGCGCCCCUCAAGGGGGACGUGACGGUGCUCGAGAUACUGCUGAACAAAAUCCCAACCUUCCGCGAGCUCUCCAUCAUGCACAUGGAGGCGCUCCAAAAGUUCAAGCUCGAUCACCCGCAUCACGUGUUCCCGGCGCUCUACAAGGAGCUCUUCUCGAUCGACUCGCAGCAGGACCUGAUGACAUAACAGGAUCACCAGGAGCAGCAGCACGAGUCGUCGUCACCGUCGCCACCCUCACCCCACAACAACAACCCGGACAAGCAGUACCAUCAGCAACCGCAACAACAACAACAACAAGAGCAAUAUUUGGACGGCCCCGAUCGGAAGGUGGACCAGCAGCAGCAGCAGCAAAACACGUUCAUCAUCAUCAUCCAGCAGGACGGCGAAGUCAUCACCCAGUCGGCGGCACCAAAGUAGAGCAAACGCCUAACGUUAUGCAACCGAAUGCGAAGCGUUUGCUGUUCUCCAGUUGGCGUUGCUGAGCAAGCGUUGCGUCGUGGUCGUGUGCACUGAGACAAAAGCGAACGUCAAUUUGUUCGCGCGAUUGUUUGCGGUGGGGAGAGGCGCGGUUGUAGGUUAAGUGACACACACAAACAAAGGAAAACACACACACAUACACUCUGAGAGCGAUGAUGUAGGAAGGAGAAAGGAAGGAUGAGGGAAGAGAACGCGAUAGUAAUUGUUGAUGUAAAUGAAUUUAAUGAUUGUUAUAUUAUUUUAAAAGUUUUAAUUUAUAUCUCUUUUUUGUUUUCCCCCUUUAUUGUCUUCUUGAGCGAUUUUUUAUUUUAAAAAAAAGUGAAAGGAAAAGAAAAGAAUGAAGUAAUUUGUAGGUCAAAUUUAUACAUACUAGCGUGUUAAGUUUAGAAGUUAGCCUAACCCACACACAAACACCGACAGACACACCCACACAAACAAACACGGAACAGCGGUUUCGUUCACUUUCGCGGUUGUUUUAUUUUUGUUUUUGUUUCGUUUCUUUUUUACAAAUUUUAUUUAUUUUUUUGAACGCGGCAAACGUACAAAAUUUUGUUCCCGAUCGCUUCUGCGAGCGAUCUCGAUUGGUUCUUGAUGUUAACGCAAAGGCUAAUAUUAAAAAAGAAAAAGAAAAAAUAAAGUAAAGAGGUAAACAAAAACAGUUGUGAGGUUUCAAAACAGAGACGGAUGGCAAAACACACACACGCGAAAUGCAAAGGUUAGAAUCUCUCUCUAAAUCGUUCUGUUGGUUUCUUUUUUUUUUUUCUCUUUUUAGGUAGGACAAUUUUCCAUUUUUGUUGGGAAAGUAAAACAAAAGAAACAAGAUGGCGACGCGCGUCGCGCGCGCUCGCACUCCGUACUAGUUGUAUUUUGUCACCAGUUUAAGGCGAAAGCGCCUUUUUUGCGAAAAGAGAAACAAACAUUCGUUUUCGGAUUUUAAUUUUUAGUUUAAAAGAUUUUUCGAACUUGAGAGAAGCAAAAGAAGGAAAUUUGUGGAAGAGUUCGAAGCAGUAUUAGAAAAUGAAAAAAAAAAACAAACAAACAAAAAAAUACUAAAACGAAAGGAAAUCAAAGACUUUAACGCGCGUGACACGAAAAUGACGAACACGUGACGGAUGCGGAAAUUCAGUCCAAUUGGCCAUUUAGAGCUCCGUUUGCCUUAGACCACACACAAACAUUAGAGACUCACACAUGCAAACACACGCGUCUCCCGCGUAUCGAUUGGAUGGUGAAAAUUGGGAAAAAAGUAUACAAAAAUUUAACUAAAAAUUUUAAAACAUUUCCAGCCCCAACUUGUUAGAAUCUGUCCCAGUAAACAACCGUACUCCAGUUUUUUUAAAGCAAAAUUUAAGUUGACCCUCCCGUUCUUGUUAGUGUUUUAACCCCCGCAAAAAAGACUUUAUCACUGAGAAUCAAAAGUUAAUUUUUAGAAGAAAAAAAAAACACAGUUUAACCAAUUGAGAAAAUCUCUCUAUCUCUUUCUCUUCUUCACACAGAAAAAAAAAACUCUAAAUUUUUCACUCCGACUAAGAAGAAAAAUUUAAACCCUUUCGAUGAGCGAAUACGGAAACAGAAAAAAAAACUGAUAAUUAUAAAAUUAGAACCAAAAGACCCCUCCAUAGAAGUUUGUAAGGCAAAACAAAAAAAAAUCGUACUGAAUUUAGAGUUAGGUUCUUUUUCUAAAUUUUUGGCGAAAAAGCAAGCGAGCGACACCAAAAAAAGAAACAGCAAAAUUCUCACACAAAACGGACGCGAACUAAAGACUUGUAACGCUUGAGUUUGCAAAUUUGUUGCAGAAAAUCUCUGACAGCGAGGCAGCGAACAACUCUCCGACAAAUUUGCUCUCUCGCUGUAAGCGCGAGAGCGCGAUUCUGUCGGAGAGAGGAAUCGUCGUCGCGCUCUCCGAGAGAUUCCAACGACAAAUUGGCAAAUUCGAAACCUUCUCACGCAGACAAGCAGACGGGACGAACGGCAGAAAAAAGAGAAAGAGAGAGAGAAAACGCAGAAAGAGAGAGGCGCGCGCACUGAUUUACUGCUAGGAAACGGAAAAGGUGUUUUUUAGUUGAUAGAACAAUUUAGGAAAUCAAAGUAUAGGCGAAGGAAGCGGGCUUGUUAGAGAGAAAGGGAGAGGGAGAAUAAAUCACACACUUCCACACAAACACACACACACUCACUCAAGACAGGACACAGGAGAGGAGGAAGGAGGUUGGAACAGGAUCGACGAAAAGAGAUGGGAAAAGUUACACAGUUUGCAGUUUUUCGGCUGCGGCUUGGAAAAUGAGAACUUAUAAAUGUAUGGGUGCUUCUAUAUAUAUAAAAGAAUGAUAAAAUUAUAUAUAUUUAAAACAAAACAAAAUAACUAAAACAAUUACAAGAGAAAGUUUAAUUAAAACACACAUGGAAAGAAAGAGAGACAAACACACACAGAGACGCAGAACAAAAGAGAAGGAAAUCAGACAACUGUAAUAGUAAAAUAUUAAAAACACAAAGAAAGUAAAACAAAAACACACACACAUAUGUUGAAACGUAAAUCGAAUAUAUAUUAGAGCGGGCGACGAGCCAGCAGUUGGGUGGACUGGACUAAAAAAAACGCAUGAAAACAAGAAGCAAAACUAAUGCACACAGAGUAACAUCAAACAAACAAACAAACAAAAAACGCAAACAAACGGACUGGUAAACAUCUCUUUUUCGCAUCGCAAAUUCGACUGCCACGAGUCCCGGCUGCUGGUCCUGUCCUUCCGUGUCUUCUUUUCAUGAAUGUAAGAAUUAAUUGCCUUAAAUGAUAUAUAUUACAUAAUAUACAAUAUAAAAUUAUAUUUAAAAACAAACAAACAAACAACAAAAAGAAAGAGAAAAGUAAACACAAAACAACAACAACAACAAUUACUGAUAAAAACGUGUGGUGAAAGCAAAGUUCUCACAAGCAAACACUCUCUCACGAACACACGCAGACACGAGCAGAGCGAGACACAGUGAAAACAAGAAGAAGACGAAACAAGAUGCAGAAGCAGAGAGGAGCAACACUUAGAAAUAGUUGAUUUUUUUCUAAUCAUAAAUUCAAAGGAGUAAAAUUCGUCAUUACGGUAAUGUAAGGAUAGUUAUCUAAAUUCUAUACAUAAAUAUAACACAAUAAUUUUAAGCUGAGGAUAGUAUCUGAGGAAAACAAGAAGAAAAUCUUAUAUAAUUUAAAUUAAUUUAAAACAAAAACAAAAAGUAAGCAAAAAAACUCUAUAAAUAAAACGCAAAAGAGAGAAGGGAGACAGACACAGACACACACGCAUCUUGUAUGAAUUUCACGAGAGUCGCAGGCAAGCAAUUCUUGCGAAAUUAACACAACAAAAAAGUAUAAAGAAAAUAGCGAAAUUCGGGUAGGUUUUAAGUUUCACUGAAUAUUAUAAUCUAUUAUACAUAAAAAUCUAUAUUGAAAGAUUAAUAAACUGAUUAAUCCA
Culex quinquefasciatus (southern house mosquito) is the source of this 7139-nucleotide messenger RNA. RefSeq names its product probable nuclear hormone receptor HR3 (gene Hr3). The transcript has 9 exons. Gene Ontology annotation, molecular function: RNA polymerase II cis-regulatory region sequence-specific DNA binding; zinc ion binding; nuclear receptor activity. Gene Ontology annotation, biological process: regulation of transcription by RNA polymerase II. The coding region runs from base 2059 to 3402 and encodes 447 amino acids. The record is from RefSeq and is a predicted model, not a curated record. Gene Ontology annotation, cellular component: nucleus. NCBI's taxonomy places the organism in Eukaryota, Metazoa, Arthropoda, Insecta, Diptera, Culicidae.